Messenger RNA from Capsella rubella, 1334 nucleotides. RefSeq names its product dnaJ homolog subfamily B member 4. The coding region runs from base 193 to 1212 and encodes 339 amino acids. Gene Ontology annotation, molecular function: protein-folding chaperone binding. Gene Ontology annotation, cellular component: cytosol. The transcript has 3 exons. Lineage: Eukaryota; Viridiplantae; Streptophyta; Magnoliopsida; Brassicales; Brassicaceae. The record is from RefSeq and is a predicted model, not a curated record.
UUUUCCUCUUUCUACAGAACAACAAGAAGAAAAAAAGCUUCUUCAUUUUUUCAUUCAUUAGAUUAGGAAGGAGGGAUACACAUAAAAGAACUCUUUAUCAUAUACAUUGGAAGAUCUGAUUCUUUUAUUCUGAGUUUGUGUUAUUUUCUAAGAAGGAAGAUAAGUUUAGAAGAAGAAAAAGGAAGAAGAAGAAUGGGUUUGGAUUAUUACAACAUAUUGAAAGUGGAUAGGAACGCAACAGAGGAUGAUCUAAAGAAAUCUUACAGAAGGUUGGCUAUGAAAUGGCAUCCUGACAAAAACCCUAACACCAAAACUGAAGCUGAAGCCAAGUUCAAACAGAUCUCUGAAGCUUAUGAGGUUCUAAGUGAUCCGCAGAAGCGAGCGGUGUAUGAUCAAUAUGGGGAAGAAGGAUUAAGCGAUAUGCCGCCUCCCGGGAGCACGGGAAACAACGGAAGAGCGGGUGGUUUCAACCCGAGAAAUGCUGAAGAUAUAUUUGCAGAGUUCUUUGGAAGUAGUCCAUUUGGUUUUGGAUCAGCUGGUGGUCAUGGAAGGUCGACGAGGUUUCAAUCAGACGGAGGUGGAGGAAUGUUUGGUGGGUUUGGUGGCGGUAACAACGGUAGCGAAAACAAUAUAUUCAGAACUUACAGCGAAGGCACUACUGCGCCUAAGAAGCCUCCACCUGUUGAGAGCAAGUUGCCUUGUAGUCUUGAAGAGUUGUAUUCUGGAUCAACUAGGAAAAUGAAGAUCUCUAGAUCCAUUGUUGAUGCUAAUGGAAGACAGGCGCAAGAAACAGAGAUUCUGACUAUUGUUGUGAAACCAGGAUGGAAGAAAGGGACAAAGAUUAAGUUUCCCGACAAAGGAAAUGAGCAAGUGAAUCAGUUACCAGCUGAUUUGGUGUUUGUGAUUGACGAGAAGCCGCACGAUUUGUUCAAGAGAGAUGGGAAUGAUCUCAUCACAAGCCGGAGAGUGACGCUCGCAGAAGCUAUAGGAGGAACAACUGUGAAUAUCGACACGCUUGAUGGGCGGAAUUUACCCGUUGGUGUCACGGAAAUCGUCAGUCCCGGGUAUGAGCUUGUAGUUCCUGGAGAAGGGAUGCCAAUUGCUAAAGAACCAAGAAACAAAGGCGAUCUCAAGAUCAAAUUCGAUGUUCAGUUUCCCGCAAGAUUGACAACGGAGCAGAAAUCCGCACUCAAGGGGGUCUUAGCGGGUUGAAGAACUGAGAUUUAUGUUCUUCUUGUAAUUUGUAGCAUAUUCAUGAUGUAUCUGAAAAUAAUCCGUACAAAUCUUCGGUUGUGUUGGAUUCAAAGUUUCCCAUCAAACUUAUUAUGCUUAAA